Fusarium subglutinans is the source of this 1452-nucleotide messenger RNA. Its product is annotated as pisatin demethylase cytochrome P450. The transcript has 6 exons. Gene Ontology annotation, molecular function: monooxygenase activity; iron ion binding; oxidoreductase activity, acting on paired donors, with incorporation or reduction of molecular oxygen. The record is from RefSeq and is a predicted model, not a curated record. Lineage: Eukaryota; Fungi; Ascomycota; Sordariomycetes; Hypocreales; Nectriaceae. The coding region runs from base 1 to 1452 and encodes 483 amino acids.
AUGGCGUCCUCAAACUGGUUGCUCUACGGAGCACUGAUCACUGGUCUCGUCCUUUUUCAUCUCAUCAGGUUGACAUUUCGAGCUGGCCUCCGGACUAUACCUGGACCAUGGCUCGCUAGAUACACGGGCCUGUAUCGACUAAGUCUCGUUUACCAAGGCGAUUCCCCUCGGCAGUAUCAACUGUUGCACGAAAAGUAUGGCCCUAUUGUGCGCACAGGAUCAAACCACGUCUCUGUCUCGGAUCCCGCCAUGAUACCCGUUAUAUACGGCAUAGGAAAGAACUUUCAAAAGGUCAAGACGCCCUUCUACACAACAAUGUCGUUGAUGUACCAAGGGCGACGAAUGGACAGCAUGUUCACGGAACGGAACCCUAACGUUCACAAGGCCUUGAAAAGCUCAGUGGCGCAGAUAUUCUCCAUGACAAAUAUGCGUAAUUUCGAGGUGUAUGCCGACGAAUGUAGCGCCAUCUUCUUGGAUGCGAUGCGCGAUCUCGAAGGGCAGAGGUUAGACCUGGCACACUGGCUACAAUGGUACGCCUUUGAUGUUAUCGGGAGCCUCACGUUUCAACGACGAUUUGGGUUUUUGGAGCGGAGGCAUGAUGUCGACGAAAUGAUCAGCAAGAUCAACCACGGCCUCGAGCUUGUCAAGAUCGUUGGGCAAUCCGAGUGGCUGGUUGCACUGUUCGACAAAUUAUAUGCUAAUUCCUGGAUAAGAGAAAACUACUGGCCUGACACCAUGGAUAAGUUCUUGAAGAUUACCGAGAAAGAACUGGAUAAAUACGAUCAAAGUCCAAAAGAACCGUCCAGGACCGACUUUCUGUCCCAGCUUAGAGAAAAGCAAGACAAAACCGGCAAGAUCACCCACAGAGACAUGAUAAAUCAUCUCUCGAACAAUCUUCUAGCUGGGAGUGACACCACAGGUAUAUCCCUGCGUGCCGUAGUCUAUUUCGUCAUAAAGACUCCGCAGGUCUACGAGAGACUACAAAAGAAAAUUGACGAGGCUGACCAGGCCGGUCAUCUCUCAGAGUACGUGACAUAUCAAGAGUCGUUGAAACUGCCAUACUUUCAAGCUACAUUGAAGGAGGCCAUGCGAAUGCACUCUGCUGUAGGAUUCCCCUUGGAGAGAUAUGUACCUGACAAAGGUGCACAAGUCUGUGGCCACAGUCUUCCAGCUGGCACUAACAUCAGCACUUCCGCGCCAUUGAUGCAUAUGAACAAGGGCGUCUUUGGUCAUGACGCACGGGUCUUCCGACCUGAGAGAUGGCUGGAGGCUUCGCCAGAGCAGCUAAGUCUCAUGGAUCGCACCUUUAUUGCGUUUGGACACGGUCCUCGCACUUGCAUCGGUAAAAAUAUAUCCCUUAUGGAGAUGGGUAAGUUGAUCCCACAGCUCUUCCGGCAUUUCGAUAUUGGGUGGGCUUCAGAGCAGUUAGAGUGGCAUACACAUGCUGCCUAG